Anopheles coluzzii is the source of this 2202-nucleotide messenger RNA. Its product is annotated as C-type lectin 37Db-like. Gene Ontology annotation, biological process: biological process involved in interspecies interaction between organisms. The record is from RefSeq and is a predicted model, not a curated record. Gene Ontology annotation, cellular component: external side of plasma membrane. Lineage: Eukaryota; Metazoa; Arthropoda; Insecta; Diptera; Culicidae. Gene Ontology annotation, molecular function: carbohydrate binding. Bases 1564 to 2070 code for a protein of 168 amino acids. The transcript is spliced from 2 exons.
AAUGAAUUAAAUACUUUGAAAAGAGAUAUUUUGACCCAUUUCAUGCACAAAAACGGAAAGAAGAAGACUUAUGCUUUAAAAUGAUGUAUCGUUUGGCCCAGGAACCUUCCUUGGAGCGUUUUCGGUCAUUUCGUGGUGUUGUUUAUCAACAAUAUUUUCGGUUAUUCCGAAGUCAAAGAUCUUGCAUGUGCAGCAUGGGCAAACUAGUGAUGUGCUGUAUGGAGCGCACCCACGACUCCGAUCCGACACCGACUAUUGUUAGUCCGAUUCCGACUCCGGCAAUAUAGAACCACUAGAUCCGCCCGGAAUCGUUCAGAGUCGUCUGGAGUCGUUCGGAGUCGUCCGGGGUCGUCGGAGUAGUGAUGAGUAAAGUUGGCAAAAAUCUGGAGUCGACUACGAUCCGACUCCGAUAAAUUCGGAAUCGACUCCGGAAGGUAGGUCCGCGCUGCAAUAUCCAGAGUCGUUUGGAAUCAUCCGAAAUGGCCCGGAGUCGCCCGGAGUCGUUCGGAGUCGCCCGAAGUCACCCGAAGUCGUUCGGAGUCGGGGUCGUCCGGAGUCGUCCCUAGUUGGAGUCGUCCGGAGUUGGAGUCGUCCGGAGUCGUCUGGAGUCAUCCAGAAUCGGCUGCGCACGGAGUCAUCCAUAGUCAUCUGGAGUCGGCCGAGGUCGGCUUGUAUAGGAAGUGCGCGCAAACAGAAAGACAAAAAACACAACGAAAGGAAAUGUCUGAUCACAAGGACAUUAAACCACACGGCUCCUGUUGACUCCGACCAACUCCGAUUCCGAAAGACUCCAUACAACUUUGGACUACUCCAACGACUCCGAACAACUCCAAACGACUCCGGACAACUCCGACUCCGGACGACUCCGAACUAGUGAUGGGUCAUCGGAAUCGCACCCACGGCUCGGAAUCGCUUCCUAGCAUUGCUACUCCGGCUCCGAUUCCGACAAAUUCAAACCGUCGAUUCCGCCCGGAGCCGUCGGAGCCUUUCGGAGCCGUCCGGAGCCAUCGGAGCCGUCCGGAGCCGGUCGGAGCAAUCGGAACCCUUGGCUUCGAGUUCGGAUUUUGCACCUACCUUCCGGAAUCGCUUCCGAUUUUGGCCGAGUCAUUCGGAAGCGAUUCUGGAUUUUUGUUGAUUUUACCCAUCACUAGUGUGUUGCGGCCGUCAAGGUGUUAAACUGUUCCUAGGUUCCUUCCAACAUUUUCGUUUUCGGUAAUUCCAUGCAAUUGUUUAUCAUCAACAUGUUUGGUUACUCCGAGGUCAAAGAUCUUGCAUGCAGCAUUCGCAUACCGUGAGCAUAGCGAUAACCUUCUCUCCUUACCCCGGACGACACCAUCCUGCAUCCACCUUAAACAUUAAUUGGCAAACAACGGGAAUCCCGAGAACAAACUGAUAUCUUUAGCCUUAUCAGGACACACAGACAACGAGAAAAUUGCACAUAAUUCAUCAUUGUUGUGUAAUUUCCAAACUAUAUGUACCGCGUGCCAGCGCGAAUUGGCAUUAGAAUCGUUUGCAACGCGAUCGUGUGUGGACAGACUGUAGUUGAAUGUGAACGUGAGCACCAUGGAAACGAAACGCUUGGCCAACGCUUGGGUGGCGAUUCUGCUCAGCUUCCUGGCAGUUGGGUUGAUCAGCACAAAUCAAGACGUUGAUACGUCCGAGUUAUGCCACGGGAAGUACUACUUCGGCAACACAUUUAAGAUCAACUGGUAUAAGGCGAUGAAUUACUGUAGAUCCCGCGGCAUGUUUCUGGUGUCGAUCAACAAUCAUGCACAGCUGAACGAUGUGAUCAGGUGCAUCCAGAAGAGCGGACACCUGAACCUGAACAACGACCUGGACAUGUGGACGUCCGGUAACGAUCUCGGGGAGGAAGGGCAGUUCUUCUUCUCUUCGACCGGCGAACGGGUGACGUUCAAUCGGUGGGACAAAGGUGAACCGAACAAUGCGAGGCACGGAAUGUGCUUAUACGAGAAUUGUGUCACGCUGCACUUCAAAUUGCAUUCCGUCAACUACACUUUGGGCGAUAGGCCUUGCGGGAAGGAAAAAUUCUUCAUGUGUGAAGCGUUGUAGGAUUAGUGUUGUAUUUGAGAGCUAAUCUUUGCUAAAAAGUACACUUUAAUGAGCUCCGCUGAACUUCUUCCAUUGAUAUGAUUUUACGCCAUGUGUACUGUAUGAUGUUGCUCAACCUAAAGGCCGGGCUAC